Eremomyces bilateralis CBS 781.70 is the source of this 1320-nucleotide messenger RNA. RefSeq lists its product as uncharacterized. Gene Ontology annotation, biological process: spliceosomal snRNP assembly. The transcript has 3 exons. The record is from RefSeq and is a predicted model, not a curated record. NCBI's taxonomy places the organism in Eukaryota, Fungi, Ascomycota, Dothideomycetes, Eremomycetales, Eremomycetaceae. Bases 181 to 1320 code for a protein of 379 amino acids.
AAUUACACCAACCAUUGCUACCUCUAUGGUCUUGACUUCAGUGACCUUUGCUUACCAGGUUUCUUCUUUGUUCAUGAGACUACAGUCUAAUACAGUAUUACACUGGCGACAACACCAGCGGUCUCGACUACGAAAACAUAGUGCUUAGCCAAUAUAAUCGCGGCACCUUCACCAUCAGACAUGUCCCUCGAAUCCACGCCAAAACGCAAACGCGACGACUCCGACUCCGACUCCCCCGACCCGUCCCCCCGCGACCCCCGCCGCGACCCCAAGAAGAAGAAGGCAUCCUUCGUCGACUCGCGGGUCGUCUCCGGCAUGGACCUCCACUACGGGCAACGUGCCGCGCUGGGGAUCUGGGACGCGCUGGACCCGGACGACGAGGAGGGGACGAUGGCGCAGCAGUAUCUUCGUUCGGUACGAGUUGAAGCCGGGGGCAUCCCGCCGUUCCUCUCCGCACCCCUCCCCACCGAACCCGAGGACGAGGACGACGAGAUAGCGGACACGGAAGGCUUCUACACCGACGGCGCAUACGUCGCGCGCCCCGAACUCGGCCCCGUGAUCCCCCGCGACCUGCUACAUCACCACCCCGCCACCCAAGCGCGCGCCCUCCUCCGCACCUCUCUCCUAAUCCGCUUCCUCGAGCUGCGGAAACUCCUACAACGAAAACCGCCCAAGGACGCACUACGGGGCCUCACAGAGCUACAGCAGGAGCUGAUCUUCGGACAGCCGGCGAAGCAAACGUAUAAGACGAUCGUCCAGGACAGCGGCCCCAGCGCGGUGCGGACGGUGGUGGCGCUGAUGUCGACGGAGGGAGUGUUUCGGAUGCUCAAGGCGGUGAUGGCGCGGCUGUUGGGGAAGCGGGCGGUGGCGGAGGAGAAGGUUAGUGUAUGGGUGUGGAGUCUGAUGGCGAGGAUUCGGGAGGUGGGGUGUUUGGGGUAUGAGGAGGUGGGGGGGUUGCGAGAGGUGGCGAAGAAGGGGUUGGAGGUGAAGUUGAGGGGGGUGGUUGCGAGGGCGCAAUAUGAUGCGCGGGAAGAUGAGAUGGAUCGUGCUGUAGGAGCUGGUCACGAUCAAGGUGACGCGGAGCGUUCGAGUAAGGGCGAAGACGUCCGUUCCGCAGCUAACGAGAAGGGGGUACCAGAAACUGUUGGAGGAGAUAGCACCUCGGGUGGCCUCAAUACUACUGGUGAAGAGUCUGCACAGAUCCCCGACGGAACCACACUGGAAUCAUCAGGAGCAGCCGCGCAUUCAAGCAGCGGUAGACCACCGACGGCAUUGACGCUCACCACCGCUUCGGCAGCCGUUCAAGCCGCUGGAGCCUAG